AUGCGCAUAUGGCUAGCACAAAACGUACACGACGAAACACUGACACACAUCUAUUACAUUUUUCUCUCUCUCUCUCUUUCUCUGUUUUUGUUGCGAACGUUUACCAAACUUUUCCAGGUGUUAAAGGAGAGCGGUCCGCCUCACAUGAAAAGCUUCCUGACCCGUGUCACCGUCGGAGAGUUCUCUGCCGAGGGCGAGGGGAACAGCAAGAAGCUGUCCAAGAAGCGUGCCGCUCUGUCCAUCCUACAGGACCUGAAGAAGCUCCCCUUCAUACCGACCGUGGAGAAACCCAAGACACACUACAAGAAACGCACCAAGACUAUCCUCAAGACGGGACCUGACUACGGUCAGGGCAUGAACCCAAUCAGCCGAUUAGCUCAAAUCCAGCAGGCCAAGAAGGAGAAGGAACCGGAGUACCAGCUGCUUUCGGAGAGAGGGAUGCCGCGACGCAGGGAGUUCGUCAUGCAGGUGAAGGUGAAUAACGAGGUUGCCACGGGAACGGGACCCAACAAGAAGGUGGCCAAGCGGAACGCCGCUGAGGCAAUGCUGCUGCAGCUGGGAUACAAGGCCUCCACGGUCUCUCCGAAUCCCUCAGAGAUGGACAACAAAGGCUGGAACGGACAAAAGGCGCCUUUUACCGAAGCAACGAGUAACACCCAGAAGGGUCUGCUCCACCUCAGCCCCGACGUCUACCAGGAGAUGGAAGCCAGCAGGAAGCAGAGUGGCAGCGCACCAGUCACCGGCAGCAGCGGCGGCGGCAGCGCCACCGGAGGGUCCGUCAAUUACGUUGCAUCCAAAGACGCGGGGUCCUGCACUGCCCCUCUGCCCCCAGGACAUUCUCCGUAUUACAGCGGCUCGUCUUCCUCGCCCAGCCCCACUGCUACCAUGGCCAGAGAGCUGCUGCUUAACGGGCAGUCACCUCCAGCGGACGGGUCGCUGCCCGUAAAGGGGAAGAACCUGGCCUGCAGUGUUUCUGUGCAGCCGGCACAGCAGCUGGACUACCUGGCUCACAUCCAGGGCUUCCAGGUGCAGUACAGCGACGCGCAGAGUGGGAAGGAUUUUGUGACCUAUCUGACCCUGUCCCCAGUGCAAAUGACUUUCCACGGCACCGGGAGCACCCUACAAGCCAGCCAUGACCAGGCUGCUCUAAGUGCCUUGAAACAGCUGUCGGAGCAGGGACUGGACCCAGUGGACGGCCCCAUCAAGACCACCGAACCAUGCGGGAGGGAGGAUGGACAUUAAACAGACUAACUCAGGCACCACCACUCAGGUCUGCAAGGAUUCAAAGGCCGUCAUCAAGGAGCUGACAACCCCAACAGCCCUUCCUCCUCCUCCUCAUCCAACAACACCCACCUUACACCCAGAAUAUUCUCCCGCUCAAUUCCCCCCCCACCACCAACACGAUCGCCACUGUAUCCUGCAAAACCUGUAGAAUGCAAUAGGGUGGAUGUGCACCGAGAAAUGACCGACUAAAGCACCAUUACCCGAGUCUAUGUGAAGACAACACUAUCCUAACCCGUUUAUCGAUGAUUUCAGUCAGAGUUUAGAUGACAACGUCGGAGCAUAAAAUACAGAAUAAUGAAAUAAUUGCAUGGUACUGUGUGAAAUCAAGGGAAGUCCAAAGCGAUACACUGCAUAGACAAUUUGUUCCCUUUGGAAUAGAUGUUGGUAUGGUUAAAAACAAAUAUGUACAUCAUGCCAUUGAUUUACGAAAGAAACAUUUUAGAACAGAAACCAACUUGCGUACAGUAGCUUAUUUUUUUUUUCUGAGGUAUUAUGUUACCCUUUUAAUUUUUUUUUAUUUUUGUUAUUUUAAUAUUCUAACAAUGCUUGAGUACUGUAUUUAAAAUUAACCAAUGCCAGUGCUGUGAAAGUUGUAGUUGUUGUCUUCAUAUAUAGUCACCCAGCUUACCUUGUACGCUGACAAAAAAAAAGAAGAAACUGUUCAUCUAUCUAUAUGGAUGUGUAUGACUUUGCAAGAGUAUCAUAUUCAAAAAAAGAAAAAAAAAAGAAUGCCACAGAAAAAAUUUCAUGUGGACAAAAAGGACAAAACUGGUGUUAGAAGUUUAUUAUUAUUAUUAUUAUUAGAGGUGUUUUAACACGACCCCGCACUGGCACGGUGCCACUGGAGCAAAGAAGGAACAAAUGCAGAGGCAGUGGGAGGGGAGGGGGCGCUGUUUUACUUUUUAACUUGAAGAAAAGCCGCUUAUGAUUAACAUUCUUGCAUUUAAUGCAGAUGUCGCGCUCCAGAGAAGAGCUUCGUUGGGACUGCAGGUUCUCCAGCGAGGGAGAAGUUAUCCCCAGUGGUUCUUUGUCAGUGAAUCGUCCCUUCCUCUCCUCUCCCUCCCUCAAGAGUUUUUGUCGAUCACAUCUACACCCAUUGUGUGUGUUGUAUUGACUUACCGAGGCAUCGACUGGGUGAUUUUAACGCCUGCUACUUCUGAAGUGCAGCAUUUGAGGGGAGAGGGAGCCUGUGUCUGAACUGCAGGCUCCCCUCCAAUCCCACGAAACGACACUUUGGGUCACUUUGUCCACUGACGUUGAAGAUGUGUGUUCUUCUUCGCUGUGUGUGCAAUGUGUCAUAAGGCUGUUUUUGAAAUGCAGUAAAAACACCUCAGUUUAUGUGGAAAA
Poecilia latipinna (sailfin molly) is the source of this 2631-nucleotide messenger RNA. Its product is annotated as double-stranded RNA-binding protein Staufen homolog 2-like. Gene Ontology annotation, molecular function: mRNA binding; double-stranded RNA binding. Gene Ontology annotation, biological process: anterograde dendritic transport of messenger ribonucleoprotein complex; protein localization to synapse; germ cell development. Lineage: Eukaryota; Metazoa; Chordata; Actinopteri; Cyprinodontiformes; Poeciliidae. Bases 1 to 1242 code for a protein of 413 amino acids. Gene Ontology annotation, cellular component: neuronal cell body; neuron projection; cytoplasmic stress granule. The record is from RefSeq and is a predicted model, not a curated record. The transcript has 9 exons.